UGUUCACGACGACGCUCGAGGUCCGAUACAACCAUGCGGCACUGACUGCCGAACGCAACGGGGAAAUGAUCACGUUCCUUGUGGUUGACACCCAGAACGGCAAGUCAAUGCUGCUCAAUCAUCGAGACCAUGCUCAAGGGUUUGUUUGUCAUUCGAUGGCGACAAGCUCCGCGAUAUGAGAAGCGGCUCCACUGGUGACGAUGUAACUCACCUCUUCAACAAGCUGAUCAGGGCACGCUGUGCGAUUGUAAGUGAGAUCAAGGGCAGCAGCACCCUGAACUACAAGGCUCUCAAGCAGCUCGCGAGCAACGAUUCGAUCGAGUAUCGCACCCUCUAUUCACCGGCCUCGGACUACACGCCCGUAUUCAAGGCGAUCGUGGCGACCAACACCAUCCCAGAGUUCAGCGCGGAAGCAAAGGCAUCGGCGGACAUCAGCACCCUCUUUCGCAGGAUGAUCAUCGUCAACUUCCCCAUGAAAGUGGUCAAUAUCCCCGAAAGCCAGCCCUCCGCAAGCGCGAAUUGCGCAACGAUUCACCGCUGGCAAGGAAGAUCAAGACCACGAACUGGAUAUAUGCCAUGCUCAGGCUCCUCGUCGACUCCUUCCCGGAAGCUGCCGACAAAACCAAGCCACUCAGCGCCCACGACGACCUCCAGACGCCAUCCACAAGUGCACGCAAUUCUGCCUCUGCAACUUUGACAUUGUGGAGUACCUUGUCACCAAGUGCUUCGACGUGGACCCUGCACAGAAGCAAGGCCGGAUGAAACUCAGCGAUAU
This is a messenger RNA of Polychytrium aggregatum, 775 nucleotides long. RefSeq lists its product as uncharacterized. NCBI's taxonomy places the organism in Eukaryota, Fungi, Chytridiomycota, Chytridiomycetes, Polychytriales. The transcript has a single exon. The record is from RefSeq and is a predicted model, not a curated record. Bases 176 to 697 code for a protein of 173 amino acids.